AAAAACAAAGUGGGUAAAAAACUCCCAAACCGCUGUUGGGUUGGUCUCUGCGCUGGCUGCCCUCGCCAUGGAGGACGAUGGCCAUCCCGACCCCUACCUUGAUCUCCCCCUUGAAAUCGCCGAGGAGCGGCGGCGCGCUGCUAGACUCGCUGAUGAGUGCCGCCGCCAGCACCGCGAAACCACUACUUGUCUGCUCUCGCUGCCGGCUCCCGUUGCCAUGGACGGCGAUGCUCAUCUCGUCUCGCUCCUGGAUCUUCACCCUGAACUCCCCGAGGAGCGGCGGCGCCCCGAACCGUCCUCUUUCCAUAAAACUGAGAUUGAGGAGCAUGCUAGCGAGGUUAGCAACAGUGAAGGCUCUGUAACUAUGGGUCUGUCAGAAAUCACUGCCCUAGCGCUGAAUGACAUCUCUCCUAUACUUCAGUCGACCUAUUGGUCCAAUGUGUGUUAUGAUACUGGCAGCAGCGAGAGUGAGUCGGACACUGUGGUGGAGAAGCCUGAAGACGAAUCAGAUUUUGAUUUGGACAAGGAACUGCAAGAAAUGGAGGAUUACUUGAAAGAGAAUACGUGCGACACUGUAAGCGAAGUGAUGGAUAAAAUUUUCGGUGUAGGGUGUUCCAGUCUAGCUGCUAAGUACGACAAUAUGUCAGCUGCCGAGCGUGCCGAUAUGACCGCUCGACCUUCCUAUUUUUGUAAGAGGCCUCCCGUAGGGUGGCCAUCUUCUCCAGCUGAUUCAGAAACCCAGUCCCUUCAGGCAACAGAACAAGCUUCGAGGAAUGAACCAUCGCGGCAGUAUUUGCUACGUCGACAACCAAGGUGUGAAGUUCCUGACGAAGAGAUUAUUCAAAAUGGGAAAAAAUGGAUGACUAAGGAGGUGAUGUUGGCAUUCGAAAAAUACGCUGAAAGAAAUACUAAUCUCAAGGGUCUUGAGUGGCAGAUUGAGGAACUCUGUCACCAAUGCUUUAAUGUGGAAUACCAUCACAAAGUUUUCCACCAUUACAAUUUCACUGUAAAGAUUGAGGGCCCUAGGUCAAGUGAUUCCAGAGUGGCAUUGUUCUUCGCCGAAGUGAAAGAGAUAUUCGGAAGAAAAUACUAUUUCUGCUGCCCUCUAGAACCAAAUGAAAGUGGUCAGUGUUAUGCAUGCCAUAACCAAGGAGUUGAUGAUCUAAGGCAUCCAGCUACAGGUGGAUAUGACCGGGGUUCUCUGGAUAUCGCAUUCCCAUUUAUUUGUAUGGAUUAGUGAAAGUUGUUGAAUCAUAUAGAUUCAGAAUUAGUUCGACUGGUUUGAAUCUAGUAGUCUAGAGUCCAUAAUCCAUAUUCAUCUAUGAAUCUUCCAUUAUGGGUUUGAUACUGAGGUUCUGUGCUAAUAUUGUUUCUGCACUUGAGCACUUUUUAUGCAAAUAUGUGUUCUCGUGAGUGAACAUAAAAUGAGGUUGUCAUUGUGAUGAGAAGAAUUGGCAACUUUUCUAAACUAUCAAGAAAGAUUUUACCUAUAA
Molecule: messenger RNA, 1493 nt
Organism: Triticum aestivum (bread wheat)
Lineage: Eukaryota; Viridiplantae; Streptophyta; Magnoliopsida; Poales; Poaceae
Exons: 7
Coding region: 68-1237 (389 amino acids)
Source: RefSeq, a predicted model, not a curated record